AUGGCCCAGUUCUCUAUCGCAACUCUACCUCCUCUUACACUAUCUCAGCUCGUAACCUUCAGCUCCCCUCCUAUGGAAGCGUCACCGCUCACUCGUCAGCCUCAGCCCGAGGUCUUCACCCCGAAGAUCAUACAGUUGUAUGACUCUCUCUUCAAGGAUGACUACGACGAUGAAGAGAAGACCGAUGGCUUCUGGACCGAGUUCUUCCUCCUUAGACCCGAUCGUGCCGCCUUGAGACGUAUCCUCAACGAGUUGAGCCCGAGCCAUGUCUUGUCCUUCGAUGUUCGCACACAGGAGCUCUUUGCAAGGGCCGUAGCUACGAUCAAGGGCGUGCAUAGCCUCGCGCAGCUACACGCGCUGGAUACGCUCAGUGUCUUCCUAUCAUGCCUCCUUUCCAAGAGGUACCCGCAUCCAAGCUCCGACAUCAUGGUUCUGCUCGCAGGACUCGACCAUAUCGAUUCCGUCUUUACCGAGUUCAUCAGCGCCUUGGAGGCUAUAAUAAGAAAUAGCAAGGACUUGGACGUUCGAUACAAAGCAAUUGAGGUGCUGCUGGCGGUGACAGCUGGAGCGUACCAAACAACACUGUUGACGUACCUGAUCCAAAGAGACCUCUUUCCCGCAGUCAUGAAGUUCAUCCAAGAUUCAGACACGCCAGACCAAGUACUCCAACCAUUCACAUUGCUAGGCCUGCUAGCCAACUACAAUAAAUUCGAGUUCCAGAACCCUUACCAACAACGACUUAACGACUUUGUCAACGAGGCUGUCAUCCAGAAGAUAGUCGGCGCCGUGGGACAAGCUUGCCAAACCGUUCGAUCUCGAUAUAUCACUAUCCAGGAUGAUCUUCCUGAAGGCUGGACCUUCAGCGCUACCCUUAACAUGAUUGGACUUGGCGCGAUUGCUCCCGGACCAAAGCCUGUGAAGAACCCAGUGUACGAUGUCGAGACAGCCAAGGCUCUCUUCACCAAACUACCGGAGGAAGAGGCUGCUAUUCUACUAGCGACAUAUGACUUUACUCAUGCCAACAAGCUCUUCUGCUUCAACUUGGUGACACUGGCACCAGAGCCAGGCGCUGAGCAACCCAUUGCUAGCUACCUCUCACUCACCUCAUACCUCCUCCAGCACGCCUACCUCUCACCUCGAGCUACCUACUACGCUCAUCUUAAUCUCAUGGUUUUCCGCCUCCUUAUCGAAGAUCCUACAAUUUGCAAGCGCAUUUGCAGCGAUGAAUCUCGUGUGGCAGUACGUCUGUGCCGUCAACGCCAACCUUACCUUCCCCUUGUCAAAGGCGAGCGAGUCCUCGCCAUAUCCAUCCUCGACACCAUGAUCGAUGCCGUUAACCACAACCUCCGCCGCCGACUCGAUGUUAGCCUCUACACACUCUGCUUCGGAAUCAUGCUCCGUAUCAUCUCGUAUCUAUCUCGCACACGCACACGCCUCGAGUACCACUGGCCUGAGUUCUUCCGGUCUCUGCUUUCUAUUGUUCGCUUCCUCGCCACAUAUACAUCCGAUCUCAAGGAUCUGCCGCACAUUGACACCCUCCUCGAUCACGUCGUUAAUCUUAUCGCCCUCUCCCUAUCGGCUGGCGAAGCCUUCCUCCCUACACCCGCCGACUACGAUGAUCUCUUUUACAAGGUCGUCGAAUCGGGCGAGGUUCUCACCAAAUUCAAGGAGAAUUAUCGCUUGGCUAACCGUAACACCAACUCUAUUGAUACUCUCAUCAACGUCAGCGCGCACUACAACCAGAUGCUAUCGGAGGGUGGUGGAAACCGUCGCAAGCCCAGUCUCUUGACGACGCAGGAGGUUACAGAGGUUAUCCGUCAGGGAUAUGAAACUUUGAGUAUUCAGGCCAAGGAGGGCUUGGACUCAUGGGAACGUUACAGAGAGGCAGAUGAGAGAACGCUACUCAAGAAGAUGGCGAGGGCAGCAGUCGGUGACGUGCGUGUCAUGGUUGAACGAUAG
This is a messenger RNA of Fusarium coffeatum, 1959 nucleotides long. RefSeq lists its product as uncharacterized. The transcript has 6 exons. Gene Ontology annotation, biological process: regulation of Golgi organization. Bases 1 to 1959 code for a protein of 652 amino acids. Lineage: Eukaryota; Fungi; Ascomycota; Sordariomycetes; Hypocreales; Nectriaceae. Gene Ontology annotation, cellular component: cytosol. The record is from RefSeq and is a predicted model, not a curated record.